UGGUAAAACCUUCCGCACAUGAACGCGCGCUCUCUCGCUCCUCCCAGAUGACGGAGGCGCGCAUAGUCUAUGGGCUCAACUCAAGAUGGCAUCUGGAGCAGAUCACGGCUUGAAAAAACUUGUUUGGCAAAAAAUCAAGGACUCCCUCAUUGCAGACUGCAGGAAGUCAGAAGUAUGGAAGAUCCUCAUACUGGACCAUUUCACCACGCGCCUCCUCUCCUCCUGCUGCAAAAUGUCCGACCUCAUGUCGGAGGACAUCACAAUUGUGGAGGACCUGCACAAAAACAGAGAGCCGGUUCCAGAGAUGAAGGCCAUCUAUUUCAUGAGACCCACUGCCGAGUGUAUUGAUGCAUUUAUCAAUGACUUCAAACCGAAAGCCAAAUACAAAGCUGCGUAUGUCUUCUUCACUGACUACUGUCCUGAUGAUCUCUUCGACAAGAUGAAGAAGAACUGUGCCAAGCACAUUAAAGUGUGUAAAGAGAUCAACAUCUCGUUUCUGCCGCUGGAAGCACAGGUGUUCAGCUGUGAUAACGCAGAGGCCUUCAAGAGCAUCUACAGCCCGAACAGCAAGGACAGAGAUCAGACGCUGGAGAUGAUAGCGGAUCAGAUCGUAACGCUCUGCGCCACGCUGGACGAGUAUCCUGGAGUCAGAUUCAAGAAAGAUCCGAAUCUUAAUUAUGGAAAGAAGUUGGCUGAACUUGUGGAUAAUAAACUGGCACGACAUUACGAGUUGGAUGAUAAUCCAAAUAAAAAGGGAAAAACGCAGGCUCAGCUUCUGAUUGUCGACCGUGCGCUGGACCCUGUUAGCCCUAUUCUUCACGAGCUCACCUACCAGGCCAUGGCUUAUGAUCUCAUACAAAUAAAGGACAACACCUAUGAGUAUAAGUUAAAGGAUGGCUGUAAGAAAGAAGCUUUACUGAAUGAAGAGGAUGAAUUAUGGGUCAAACUACGUCACAUGCACAUAGCUGAGGUCACUGGGCAAAUCCCCAAACUGGUGAAGGAAAUCUCUGCCAGCAGAGGUGAAAGGAAACAGGCCGAUGAGAAGAUCUCAAUCGGAGGCCUAUCACAGCUCAUGAAGAAGAUGCCAGGCUUCCGCAAGCAGAUGGCUCAGAAAACUGUCCACUUGAGUUUAGCUGAGGAUCUGAUGAAUCAUUACCAGAAGAAUGUGGAGAAACUCUGCAAAGCCGAACAGGAUCUGGCUGUAGGUGCAGAUGCUGAAGGACAGAAGGUCAAGGACCCCAUGAGGACGUUACUUCCUGUGCUGUUACACCCACAUGACACCACUGAUAAGAUCCGGGCCGUUCUUCUCUACAUCUUCAGUCUGAACGGAACGACAGCAGAGAACCUGAAUAAACUGAUUCAGCAUGUGAAAAUCGAGGAUGAGAGAGGGUAUAUCCUCAACUGGGAACAUCUGGGAGUUCCCAUCCUAUCCACGCCGAGCAUGUUCUCAUUUCGUAAACAAUCUCGGAGAGACCGGUCAGAUGAGGAGACUUACAAAGUGUCUCGCUGGACACCCGUCAUUAAAGAUCUAAUGGAGGAUGUGGUGGAGAACAAACUGGAGGUCAAAGACUGGCCGUAUCAGUCUGAAUGUCCGUCAGUGUGGAACGGCUCGCGUGCUGUAAGUGCGCGGCAGAAGCACAAGGGCAGUUCUCCGGAUGACCUCCGCAGCGGCUCGCGGCUCAUCGUCUUUGUUCUGGGUGGGGUCACUUACUCAGAAAUGCGCUGUGCUUAUGAAGUCACACAUGCUAAUAAAUCCUGUGAAGUCAUCAUUGGCUCGACGCACAUCCUGACUCCACGCAGUCUGCUGGAGGACAUCUAUAACCUGGGCAAACAGCCCAUGGAGAGCUUCAGCAUCGAGGAGGACAAGCCCUGAGCGCCGCUCCCCUCAGCACUGAAGAAGAGAACAGAUCUCAACUGCUUUCCUCUCCUCAGACAGCAUUAUAUCUCAUUCUCUUAAAAGCUGAUCACGUGAAAAUAACAAACCAAUGGUUCUACAUCAAACAUUUAGAGGUCAUUUCAUUUCUAAAACUCUCAGUUGUGCUCAGUUUAGGAGAUAUAUAUACAGUAUAUAACAUUAACUCUUCACAACUAACUUCAACUCUGAGGUAUUCAGGCUUCUUCUUUUUAUUGUGUUAAACACAGCUUUAUAAAAUUAAAACAUUUAUAUAGUAGUAUGCAUCAUGAUUAAGGACUUAAUUGGUUUAAUAACCCUUUAAUACAAAAGCUAGAAAUAGAUCAGCUCAUGAGCAGAGCCUUACAGACCGGUGCCUUCAUGUAGAUUUCAGAUGUAUUUAUAUCUCACACACUAAGUCCUGACUGUCAAUGUUUUAAUGUUUGGCGGUUUGUUUUUGUAUUAAGUUGAAUUGUACAUAUGUAUUGCGUGCUUCUGUGCUGCUCGAGUGUUUUGCUUGUAUAAAACAUUUACUCAUGAAUGAAAAAAUGAGGGAUUUAACUGAUUUAACACUCGAUACUUGACAUGAACAACUGACAUUUAACAUGAGUGACGAGGUUCAGUGCUUCUGUUUGCUUUGUAAUGUUUGUGUAAUGUUUGUAAUAUGGUCUGUCUAAUAACAACUGUACUUCAUAAUAAACAUAUAUUGUAUCUA
This is a messenger RNA of Cyprinus carpio (common carp), 2606 nucleotides long. Its product is annotated as syntaxin-binding protein 3-like. Gene Ontology annotation, cellular component: plasma membrane; secretory granule. Gene Ontology annotation, molecular function: syntaxin binding. NCBI's taxonomy places the organism in Eukaryota, Metazoa, Chordata, Actinopteri, Cypriniformes, Cyprinidae. The record is from RefSeq and is a predicted model, not a curated record. Gene Ontology annotation, biological process: intracellular protein transport; vesicle-mediated transport; neurotransmitter secretion.